Messenger RNA from Perkinsus marinus ATCC 50983, 1218 nucleotides. RefSeq names its product actin, putative. The record is from RefSeq and is a predicted model, not a curated record. Lineage: Eukaryota; Perkinsozoa; Perkinsida; Perkinsidae. The coding region runs from base 1 to 1143 and encodes 380 amino acids. The transcript has 3 exons.
AUGUCUGAUACUGAGUCCCCUGAGGAUACACCUGCUGUUGUGAUUGAUAACGGCAGCGGCCUUUGCAAGGCGGGUUUCGCAGGUGAUGACGCCCCUCGUGCCAUCUUCCCAUCCAUCGUUGGCAGACCUAAGAUGCCUGGUAUCAUGGUCGGAAUGGACCAGAGGGAAUGGUAUGUUGGUGACGAGGCUCAGUCCAAGAGAGGAGUUCUAACUCUGAAGUAUCCUAUCGAGCAUGGAAUUGUCACUAACUGGGACGACAUGGAGAAAAUAUGGCAUCAUACCUUCUACAACGAGCUCCGAGUUCAACCUGAGGAUCACCCAGUGCUCCUCACAGAGGCGCCCCUGAAUCCUAAGGCUAACAGGGAGCGUAUGGUACAGAUCAUGUUCGAGGUCUUCAACGUCCCUGGUGUCCACGUCCAGAUCCAAGCAGUCUUGUCUCUGUACGCCUCUGGCCGAACCACUGGUAUCGUCCUCGAUUCUGGUGAUGGAGUCACUCACACGGUGCCUAUAUACGAGGGUUAUGCUAUGCCUCAUGCUAUCAAAAGGAUGGACUUGGCCGGUAGGGACUUGACCGAGUACAUGAUGACCAUCCUCACUGGUCGUGGCUACACCUUCACCACUUCAGCCGAGCGGGAGAUUGUUCGCGAUAUCAAGGAGAAGCUGUGCUAUGUGGCGCUUGACUACGACGAGGAGAUGAAGUCAGCUAGCAACAGUAGUGAGCUCGAGAAGACCUAUGAGUUGCCUGAUGGUAACAUAAUCACCCUCGGCAACGAGCGCUUCCGAUGCCCAGAGGUCCUCUUCCAACCUGACUUGAUGGGUAAGGAGGCUUGCGGUAUUCACGAGACGUUAUUCAACUCCAUCAUGAAGUGCGACUUGGAUAUUCGUAAGGAUCUUUACGCCAAUGUGGUCCUCUCUGGUGGUACUACUAUGUUUAGUGGCAUCCGUGAGAGGAUGGGCAAGGAGUUGACAGCUCUUGCUCCUUCUACUAUGAAGAUCAAGGUUGUGGCUCCUCCUGAACGGAAGUAUUCAGUGUGGAUCGGAGGCUCCACAUUAGCGUCUUUAUCGACCUUCCAACAGAUGUGGAUAUCCAAGGAAGAGUAUGAUGAGGUUGGACCAACUAUCGUCCAUAGGAAAUGCUUCUAAGUAGAAGACCAUUGAUUAUCACUGUGCUUCUUCUUACUGGAUUGCUAUCGCUUGUGAGGCUUUUAUACACUCGAA